AUGGAACCUUCGAGACUUCCACCGACGCUCCACGACUGCAUUUCAAACGGAAUUCUGCAGAUGGACAAUGCCGCCAAACUGAUUUUAGCAAAGAUGCGGCGCGAGCAGUUCGAUGAGGCAGCAUACUAUGAGUUCAUUCGCUCAGAUGUAGCACCGCGAGCAACCCCCACUUAUGAUAGUUUGAAUCACCCGUUCGGACCUGGUAUCGAACUGCUGUGGGGGAUUGCUAAUAGGAUGACAAUUACUACGCCACCACAAAAGAUACAGGAAUAUUCCAUAAGGAUGAAUCAAAGCAGCGGUAGGAAUGAGACCCUCAAAAAUCUGCCAGAAGAAGUGGAAAACACUCUGAAGGGUAAGAGAUUAAUACUUUUAUUUAACAGUAGCUGUGAAUUAAGGGAAAGAACUUCAGAUUUUGCCGAGGAUAUGCUUGUUAUGGACAUGAGGAGUUGAAG
This is a messenger RNA of Strongylus vulgaris, 452 nucleotides long. The record is from the annotation of a GenBank genome assembly. Lineage: Eukaryota; Metazoa; Nematoda; Chromadorea; Rhabditida; Strongylidae.